Molecule: messenger RNA, 1317 nt
Organism: Suillus clintonianus
Lineage: Eukaryota; Fungi; Basidiomycota; Agaricomycetes; Boletales; Suillaceae
Exons: 1
Source: RefSeq, a predicted model, not a curated record
ACUUGGGAGAGACUGAACCAAGUCGCUGUCAAGGGUGCUGAGUACAACUCUCGUGAACGUCAACCCCAUUCGAAGUGUUUGGAAGGGACCCGGGUGGAUCUUCUCAACUAUAUCCACGGAAUAUUAGACAACCCAGAGAAGAGUCGACUCAUCUGGCUACAUGGCACGGCAGGUGUCGGGAAGUCUGCUGUUGCGUUCACUGUGGCUGAAAAGAUGAGGGGUCUGAAAGUGGCGGAAGGGACCAAGGAAAAGCGACUUGCAGGAACGUUCUUUUUCUCACGUAAGCACACGAAGCGCUGCACGACUGGUUAUUUUUUUGCGACGCUGGCCUACCAGCUUGCCAGCAAUUUCCCCAGUGUCCGGGAGGAGGUGAACAGCGCUAUCAGAGAAAAUCCUGCCCUUCUAGACCCCGACAAGGCUGUUGUCGACCAGAUGGAAGAACUCUUUCUCCGACCUCUCCGCAGGCUUCGAUUCAGACUAUGCGAGGGUCCGCCUUUGGUGUUUGUUGUCGACGCCCUUGAUGAAUGCAUAUCCAAAACCGAGCUCACUGAUCUCAUCUCCCUACUUGGUCAUGCUCUUCGUGAACCUGAUUUGCCUGUGACCCACAUUCUGCUCACAAGUCGAUCGGAAGACCAUAUCCGUAAAGCCACCCAGAAAGAAGAGAUGCGCUCACUAGUGUGCGAGAUACCAGUGAAGACUUCUGGGGAGGGUGUUGCUACCACCAUCUCAUUAGACGGUGCAGAUGUUGACAACGACAUUUAUACUUUCUUGCAACAUUCCUUCAGAGACCUAGAAGGUCGCCAUCCCAGAUUCCCACGGCCUUCGAGGGAUGAACUUGCGCGGCUGGCAAAUCGAGCGGGGAGACGUUUUAUCGUGGCAUCUACGAUGAUGAACUUUAUUGGUGAUCCAGACAGUGAUCCCCGCGACCAACUCCGGCUCAUGCUGAAGUUAACGAACAAACUGUCCCCGGGAACGGAGGUGUACAAGUUAUACGACUGCAUCCUCACCACGUGCGCAGACCCCGGUCGUGCAUACCUACACUUGUCCAUCGUCGCUGCCCUUGCAGACCCUCUCCCGAUCUCACAAAUCUCGGAACUUCUUGGGCCAAGUCAAGGCAGAGAUGCCGAAGCAGUACUUCUGCAGCUACGGUCUGUCAUGGACAUUCCUACCGACCACAGUCUCCCCGUGAAUAUCUAUCACCCCUCCGUUCGCGAUUAUGUUUCAGACCCCUCAAACUGCAGCGUCCUUCCUCAAGUACAACAUGCACCUCACUCCAUACUCGCUUAUUCCACAUUACGCUUGAUGACCGAAGAGAUC